This is a messenger RNA of Maudiozyma saulgeensis, 492 nucleotides long. The record is from the annotation of a GenBank genome assembly. NCBI's taxonomy places the organism in Eukaryota, Fungi, Ascomycota, Saccharomycetes, Saccharomycetales, Saccharomycetaceae.
AUGAUAAAUAAUUCAGAAGAACAAACGCUUACAGACGCAACAAUACUAUAUGCAAAAGAAUCAUAUGGUGAUAGUAAUGAUAGUAUAGAAGAAAAACCAUUAAUUGGUAAUAAAGAUAGUACUUCAAUUAAAAAUAAUAAUGGUACAAAAAGUAAACGUAGAAAAUCUUCACUAUCAAAUAUAUCAAAAGACUUUAUUUCACAUUUAAGAAGAUUAAACCCAUCAAAUUAUCAUGAAAGCAUAAAUAACAACAAUAAUAAUGAUACUAGUAAUGUUUACGAUAGAUAUAAUCAAUUCUAUGAAGAAAAAUCAAAUAGACAUUACAAAAAUGAUGAAAAUAAAAAUAAAAAUUCACCACAAACAAAUUUACAAACUUCAUGUUUUCAAACUAAUAAAGUGGAUAAUUGGACACAUACAAUUAACGAUUAUUGGUUAAGAGAUACAAAAAUUGAAGAUAUUGAAUUUGAAGAUUCAAGUGAUGAAGAUGUAUAA